AUGUCCGGAACUCGAUCAUCUUCUCGCGUCAAGGCGCUGCAUGAUCAGAAGGCCGCCCAUCAAGACAUGCACCCGACGGUCGCCACUCGUGGUGCUCAAGCCUCCGCUGGUCGACUGACCAAGUUAGCGAACAGUCCUGCGAACAAGACAUUCAAAGCACCCACGUUGAAGGCCAGACCUGCGAACAAACGGCGCAAAGUGGCGAAAGCCAAUGGGAUCACCGACAACGACGCGAGAGAUGAAGGUCAUGUUAAAGGCAAAUUCCUCGCACACGCAAGGAAACUGCAACAGAUCACCGGCAUGCCGCUCGACAUCCUCUUCGAGAUCUUCAAAUUGUGCGCGAAAUGCACGGAGCCCAUGUCCUACCCCCGCGCCCUGCUGCAUACCUGCCUCUUCGCCUCCGAGCAGGAGAUCGAAGAAGACAACACAACGAUCUCGCUCGCGACCAUGCUUGCGUCCUGCGACUCUGCUGUCACGCCGUUCUAUUAUCCGGAUUCUGCAGGCAGCAAGGUGCAUUUCGAUGAAGAGGCGAGCUAGCACGCGGGGAUCCUCAUCAAAGCUUGCGGGCUCGACCCUAAGAAGGCAACCUUCGCGGACAUGGAAUCUCUGAACGUGCACGUCGAAUGCGUCCCUUGUAAGGCAAAGCACCGUCUGGGAAUGGGGCGCGCGCAGCACUCCUACAUCUUCCCAAGGGCCACGACGCUACGGGUAGCGAGCCCAUAACCGCGCAAUGGAGCGUGAUUACCGACCGCGACGAUUGAAAGCAAAUUUGCGCUGCUCAGAUCGCUGCCUUCUCAUGGAUAGAUUCGGAUGGCGUUAGAACGCUGGGCUGACGCGUCCCUGGGUGCAAAAUUAAGCUCAUCGUGCACGACUGUCAGUAGCAUAGGAUGGAUUGGCGCUGGGUUGCUGCGUGAGUCGUGUACUCUUGAGGCUGACUGUGAUGACAGUGUUGAUUAUGAG
Molecule: messenger RNA, 960 nt
Organism: Schizophyllum commune H4-8
Lineage: Eukaryota; Fungi; Basidiomycota; Agaricomycetes; Agaricales; Schizophyllaceae
Exons: 4
Coding region: 1-537 (178 amino acids)
Source: RefSeq, a predicted model, not a curated record